Eruca vesicaria subsp. sativa (arugula) is the source of this 555-nucleotide messenger RNA. Lineage: Eukaryota; Viridiplantae; Streptophyta; Magnoliopsida; Brassicales; Brassicaceae. The record is from the annotation of a GenBank genome assembly.
AUGGCGAACUUCAACUUGGCUUCUCUGCCUCAUUCUUUGCUUCAUAAGAUUCUCUCCAAGAUAGCAACAAGCAAUCUCCGAGACUUCCAUAGUGCAAUAGUUGCUUUCGCUGGGUUCAAUCUAGUUGGCAGAGAAGAAUACUUAUACCGAUCUGCAGAUCACUUUCACUUGAAUGACUGGAUAUAUGAGGUCAAUGCUCUUACAACAUUCAGGCUUAGGGAAAAAAUCCAUUUUGCUGGUGAGAGAAGAUUGUUGUUGGCCAAGUAUGUAGACGGUAUGCUGAACUUAACAUUUAGUGUUGAUGAUAGAGGAUUGGUUCACAAUUAUCCUAGUUUUACUCGUGAAUUUAUUGAUCGGAUGUAUCACAUGAUCACUACAAAGAUAUUCUCCGGCCAUUGUGCUUACGAAAAACCUGAGAUGUUUAUGUCUCUAUUGAAAGAAUUAGAUCUCAACCUAUCAUAUGAUUGCUGGUGCUCCAUAAUAAUAGAACUGGUGUUUGUAGUCUCCAUAGAUGGAUCAAGAACACGGCGGAGAUGCAAUCAUUGUUUCUGGUAA